CGGCGGGACAGCGACACCAAAGCCACCGAGCUGGCAAAGAUGGAGAAGAUGCUGCAGCAGACAAAGGACCUGCUGGAUAAGAAGACAGAACUGAGCUCAGAGAGCAAAGGCUACCAGGAAAACAUGGUGGAGGACCUGGAAGAGAGAGUGCGCUCCAGCAGACGCCACAGGAGGAACUCCCUCCAUCACACGCAGAUGCUGGAGAGCCAGAUGAAGACGGUGAGGGGCGAGUUGGUGGGCACGCUGGACCACCUCCAGGAGCUGAGGAACGUCCUGCAGCGCUCGCAGCAGAAGGCGGAGGAGCGCAAAGCUGCCAUGGAGAAGCUGGCAGCAGGGUUCAGGUAAACAUCCCGGGCCAGCGUCUGACCCUGCCGACCUCCUGGAACCAGAUUCUGCUGAAGAGACUUUAC
This is a messenger RNA of Nematolebias whitei (Rio pearlfish), 410 nucleotides long. RefSeq names its product coiled-coil domain-containing protein 18. The transcript is spliced from 2 exons. The record is from RefSeq and is a predicted model, not a curated record. NCBI's taxonomy places the organism in Eukaryota, Metazoa, Chordata, Actinopteri, Cyprinodontiformes, Rivulidae. The coding region runs from base 40 to 345 and encodes 101 amino acids.